Entamoeba histolytica HM-1:IMSS is the source of this 2298-nucleotide messenger RNA. RefSeq lists its product as uncharacterized. Bases 1 to 2298 code for a protein of 765 amino acids. The record is from RefSeq and is a predicted model, not a curated record. The transcript has a single exon. Lineage: Eukaryota; Evosea; Mastigamoebida; Endamoebidae.
AUGCAACAAGGAAAACGACAAUAUAAUCUUGGUGCAUUAUAUAAUACUCAAUACAAUAUGUACCUUCAACAAAGUCAACAACAGUAUCAUCAUUCUCCUUUUUAUCAACAACCUAUUCAAUAUUCUGGUAGAGGAUAUAUUCAACAACCUCAAUUUCAACAAAGUACUUUUAACCCUUAUCUUAAUCAACACCAAGUCGCUGUUCCUAUGCAGCCAUCACAACCAAAGCAAUCAUUAAUAACAAAUUUCUUUGAUGAUGAUAAUUUUAGUGAUUUUGUUGGUCAACAAGUUACUCAACAAUCGCAACAGCCUAUCUUACAACAAAAACCAAUAAAAAAAGAUACAACAAAUGAUAUGUUUGCUAUAGUCUCAGAAAACAGACAAAAAAGAUUGUCUAGUCAAAAUAAUGUUAUUCCUUCAAGUCAAACUACAACCCUUGUAGAACCACAAAAAGAUAAAAACUCUGUGUUCGAUGAUUUUGGCUUUGAAAGUGAAGAUGAAAAUGAAAAUAAACAAUCAUCUUCAAAAAUAACUCAAAACGAUCUUGUAGAAAAACCAGCAACAAAACCAAAAAUUAAUUAUCUUGACCUUUACUUAAGUGAUGACUUCUCUCAAAACACAUCAGUUCAAGAACACCCAAAACCUAUUAACACAUCCAUUAAUCAACAACAACUUACACCAACAAAUACUAUUUCUCAGCCACCUCCUAAAACAUCUUCUACUAAUCAAAUUACAUUACAUCCAUAUCCAACAAAACCUAUUUCUCCAAACUCUUCUCAUCAAGUCACAGUUCCUCAGUUUGUUAAUACACAAACUCCUACUGACGACUUUGACUUUGAAGAAUUUGUUGAAGCAAAACCAGUUGAUGACCAAAAGACAUCCACAGAAAAGAUGAACUUCUUUAAUGAAUGGAACAAUACUUCUAGUCAAGAAGUUAAGAAAGCUGAUAACACAUCAUCUAGUAUUAAUACUAACCAACCAAAACAACCUCAAAAUACUGUUAUUAUGUUUGAUUUAAUUGGAGAAGAAAGUAACGAAGAAUCAGUUCCUGCUUCAGAAACUGAAACUACAGAAGAAAAAAAAUCAAAAACUCUUAUGUUUAGUUCUAAUGAAGAAGAACCAAAAGAAGAACCUAGUUUGGUGACUACAAAAGAAAAACUCGAACAAGACAAUGGGUUUGUUAUUGAAGAUGAAACAGAAGAAACAAGAGAAUGUAAGGACUGUGGGUUUGUGCUAAUGGAUGUUGAUGAUGUAAAAAUUCAAGAUUUGAGACCAAAAGAAAAUGAGUUUAUUAUCCACACUAAAUCUAAUGAAACCCCAAAACAGAAUGACAUAAAAAAUCAUGAUAAGGACCAAGAUCUAAUUGAAGAAAAUCAAGGAGACCUACCAACUAUAAUUCAAAAAGAAUCAGUGGAACCAUUAAAAGAAGAUUUUGUUACUGAUAGUAUUGAAAGUUUAACAGAAGCUAAGGAAAAUGAAGUAACAACAAAAGAUGAUACAGAAAUAAAAGAUGAUACAGAAAUAAAAGAUGAUACAGAAAUAAAAGAUGAUACAGAAAUAAAAGAUGAUAAAAAAAUUACUUCUCAAGAUAUAAUAAAAAAAGAUGAUCAGAAAAAACCUCCAAAAAAAGAUUAUUUGACUCUAUUUGACCUUGAAGACAUUAAGCCAUGCACUUCACAACAACUACCUUUAAACGUCCAAGAACAAAAUCCUGAGGCUGUACCAUUACAUUCUCCACAGUCCAGCGUUGAGAGUCAGCCAAAAGACGAUAUGAACCAAAAAACAUUUAUCAAAGAAGAAAAAUUAACACCACCACAAUGCCAACCAACCCCACCUCCUUCUAUUACUGAAGUAAAUUUUGACGAUUUUGGUGACUUUACAGAAUCCUCUUUACCUUCAGAAAAACCUCUUGAACAACCUGUCAACCAACCAAAAGACGUACAAAAAGAAACAACUGAUGUCUUUUCACCAAAACCAUCUCAGUCUGAGUCUAUUCCUCCUAAAAUAAAUCAAACAUCAACAUCUCCAUUGUUUGAUUUUGGAGAUUUUUCUUCAUCUUCAGCAAAGCCAAACCAAAGUUCUGAUGAUAUUUUUUCUUUCGAUGAUUUUACAUCAGUCCCAGCACAAACAAAUCAACAAGAAAAUACAAAACAAGAAGAGACUAAAGUCCAACCAAUUAAUGACACCAACCAACCUAUACCACAACAACUUAACUCUACCGAACAAAAAGCAACUGAGAAUAAACAAAAAGACACCUUUGAAGAUGAAUUUUCAGAUUUUUUUGUAUCUUCUCAAUGA